Molecule: messenger RNA, 1361 nt
Organism: Larimichthys crocea (large yellow croaker)
Lineage: Eukaryota; Metazoa; Chordata; Actinopteri; Sciaenidae
Product: cytoglobin-1
Exons: 3
Coding region: 326-871 (181 amino acids)
Biological process (GO): oxygen transport
Molecular function (GO): oxidoreductase activity; oxygen binding; iron ion binding
Source: RefSeq, a predicted model, not a curated record
GAGGAGGGAGGGGAGAGUUUAAAAGAGAGAGUACAGAGGCUCCUCCUCGUUCGCUGCGUGUGUUUCUUGUGUUUUUUCAGCCUGUUCUUCACUCACACUCUCGCUUAGCAGAGAUUCAGAGGUGCAAGGAGAGCAAAGAUUCUCACUGGGAAAGGAAAACAAGGGGGGGAAGGGAUUAUCUUCCUCUCUCACCAGGAAAGGGACCUAAACAAGAAAAGAAAAAAAAAGGGUAAAAAAAUAUAGUGUUUAUUCUGAGGGUGUGGGUACUCAUAUCAGAGCCCUGCCUUCUGCACGUGCUCAGCUCUGCACACAACUGUGUUCCCAGAUGGAGAGGAUGCAGGGAGAGGGAGAGGGGGAGGUGGACCACCUGGAGCGACCAAGCCCUCUGACUGACAAGGAGAGGGUGAUGAUACAGGACUCCUGGGCAAAAGUCUACGAGAACUGUGAUGACAAUGGGGUGGCCAUCCUCGUCAGGCUGUUUGUGAACUUCCCCUCAUCCAAGCAGUACUUCAACGACUUCAAGCACAUUGAGGAGCCGGAGGAGCUGGAGAAGAGCGCCCAGCUUAGGAAGCAUGCUCACAGAGUCAUGAAUGCCCUCAAUACACUGGUGGAGAGCCUUGACAACCCAGAAAAGGUGGCCUCGGUGCUGAAGGUGGUUGGCAGGGCCCACGCUCUCCGACACAAGGUGGACCCAGUGUACUUCAAGAUCCUCAGCGGUGUAAUACUGGAAGUCCUCGGAGAAGCAUUUUCAGACAUCGUGACGCCAGAGGUGGCCGCGGCGUGGACCAAACUCUUGGCUACAGUCUACUACAGCAUUACAGCCAUCUACAAGGAACUGGGCUGGCCCAAGCUCUCAACCUCAACCGGGUGAUGCUUUAAGUUUGGGUUUAUCAGACCACGAGCACCCAGAGACUUCUAAUUUUCAGGCCAUAAAAGGUCUCAUAAGAGAGGGAUGACUUUACUGACCUUCUGAAAGGAGGCAAUGUAUCUUUGCAGAUGUUAUCUGGUAAUGGGGAAUACAAUUAAAUGUAAUCUAUGAUAAUUGUGGGCUAUGGAACAUAUCGAACUGUUUGUUUUUAAUGCUCUUGUAAAGGACAAACGAUAUAAAGGAGAGAGCAAAGAGGUCUAAAAUGCAAACAUGAAUCCAAACGUGGACACAAGAGGUCACAUUUCACUUGGAUGUGCCUUCGACUGAAUGUGUAUAUCGAGAAACUGCCAUGUAAAUACCAUUCUUUCUAAAUAUCACGCGACGUUUCCUUAUAUCUGUAUCCACUUGUGUCCUCUUGACUAGAUAUUAAGAAGACAUUGUUUUGUUUACAUUUUUAUCAGAUAAUUGUGAUGUUUUUUUGUUUUUUUUUCAU